GCCGCAGCUCUGGCUGGCUGUGCGCGUUUGACUGUGUGCACGUGUGUGUGUGCACGCGCAGCCACAGGACCUCUGGGCCUGGCCUUCAGGGGCGCUCCCCGCCCUGGGCUUCCCCGCGGAAGGGAGUGGGGCGCGCGUACCCAGCCCAGGGGCAGGGUCCGACCCGAGGCCGUGUGCAAAUGCAUGCUUCGCGGACUCUUUGUGUGUCUGAGCGCGGCUCCGCGCCGCCGCAGGCACCAUUUUCUGUUUCGCUCAGGACAGGCACAUAAAAGGAAGGCGGCUGCCGCCCGUCGCCGUCCUCUUUUCCUCAGAUGCCCUCUGCUGCAGGUUUAUUAUUACAGUGUAGAGAGGAGAGAGAGUGAACAGGGAGCGGGGCUUUUGUCUGUUUAUUACCCAGAACUCUUUGUCUGGGUCAGUCAAGAACCAUUUCCAAACAAGGACAUGGAGGGAAGGCUUCCUAAGGGAAGACUUCCUGUCCCAAAGGAAGUGAACCGCAAGAAGAACGAUGAGACAAACGCUGCCUCCCUGACUCCACUGGGCAGCAGUGAACUCCGCUCCCCAAGAAUCAGUUACCUCCACUUUUUUUAAUCGUAACACCUCCAUUUGUAUUACAUAUGGUGUAUGGGUAUUGAUGAGGUCAUGGUAUCAUAUAUGGGAUUUUUUUCUGUGUAAAUCAUCAAGUAUAAGAAGAAACUAUGGGACUCUGAGCCUUGCUUUAGAGAAUUUACAGUGGACAAAUAGGUAUCAUCAAACCAGUUUUUAAUCAUUCUGACUCAAGUGAAAAUGCUCAGAAUUUCACACUGUGAAUCCACGUUUACAACCCUUACAGGUGGGCCUUCAGGCCUGGUUCGCUACAACAAUGUCUUCCACAACUCAAACUCCCACCGCGCUCACACAACCGGUCCACUCCUGCCUUUUCACUCACACAGCUCCCGACUGCUUCUUGCAGAGGCUGAGAGUCCCCCCUUUUUUUUUCAUUUAGAUGUAACAAACCUAGUAGUUUAUGUUCAUCAAUUGUCUGUAUAUCUCUAUAUUUUAUCCAUGUACUCUUUUGAUGUAUAGAAGUAGUUUGAAACUCAUUGUUUCCUUGUGGUAAGUGACCGAGAUGCUGCCACAGGACCUGAGACACUGAUGAAUGGUGCUAUUUUGGACUUUCAACAUGCUCCUUGGCGAGGUAGCUCUGAUGGAGUUAUUUUUUAUUUCCAUGUUCUAAGAAGGUGUUGGUACUCUGUUUCCCUGAAUGUUGUUCUCUAGACUGGAUUGACUUGUUUUCCUUGUGUCUUCAGUGUGGCUUUCUUCCUCAGUGUUGUAGGUUGAGCGAAUGCUACCAGAGUGUGAGAGACGAUUGUCUCGUUGGCUGGCACUCACGGACAUGCAGUCACGGUAGCGGGAGCAAUCACAAAACUGUAAUUUACUUACCAAAUCUCUUCCUUUCCGUAGCCUCGCCUGCCUGACUUAGAGAAAGAAAAGCAAUAAUUUUACAGGCAUUUUGAGGUGUCUCUUUGGGUUCUUUCUGUUUGAAAGGAUACUUGUCGGAAAAAAGAGCAAAACCUUUUUAAAUAAACUCCCCCUGGAAAAAAACCCAAAACACUGGCAUCUGAGUAGGAAUAUGAAAAUGACACCUUUUCCAAAUAUUAAGUUGGAAAACAAUGUCUACAAAAUCAUGAUACUUUUUUAAAAGGCAGAGCAUUCUUUUUUCGGCAAUUUUGAUAAGCAAGGUGUAGAUUUACAUUUUUGUCCUUGCUCCCAACGAAAUGGAUAAACAAAAAUAAAUUACCAUCUACUCAUGGAAUGUUGUUGUGUUAGCCAGUCUGAAAGCCCACCUUAAUUUUUAUAUAACUGUCUUUAGCUCUUCUUUUGACAGGGCAGGCCUUGUUCUGAACUGUUUCGCUUCUGACUGUUAAACACCGAUGACGCAUGCACUGCACUUCUUCGUUUUCUUCUUGCUCCCCCAUUGGCCUGAGUUUCUUGUGCAUUACUCCUCUCCCUCCUUCGUUAGAAUAGGUAUAUCAGCUGUGUAAAUAGAGCAAGAAAACAGUAUUCUGCAUCUGUGGCAUUUAUGUAGAGUUGCAGUUGUGUACUGCUGAAAAUGCAGGCUUUUGUAACAGUGUGAUCUUUACUGAUGCACUCAUGACAAGUACCCAAUGUAUUUUAGCUAUUUUAGUAGUAUUUGUUCAAUAAAUACGCAAGCUGUAAGGUAA
Molecule: messenger RNA, 2201 nt
Organism: Gorilla gorilla gorilla (western lowland gorilla)
Lineage: Eukaryota; Metazoa; Chordata; Mammalia; Primates; Hominidae
Gene: NREP
Product: neuronal regeneration related protein
Exons: 4
Coding region: 184-588 (134 amino acids)
Biological process (GO): regulation of transforming growth factor beta receptor signaling pathway; axon regeneration; regulation of neuron differentiation
Source: RefSeq, a predicted model, not a curated record